Lates calcarifer (barramundi perch) is the source of this 5164-nucleotide messenger RNA. RefSeq names its product neurofilament light polypeptide. The coding region runs from base 1545 to 3899 and encodes 784 amino acids. The transcript is spliced from 3 exons. Lineage: Eukaryota; Metazoa; Chordata; Actinopteri; Centropomidae. Gene Ontology annotation, molecular function: structural constituent of cytoskeleton. Gene Ontology annotation, biological process: neurofilament bundle assembly. The record is from RefSeq and is a predicted model, not a curated record. Gene Ontology annotation, cellular component: axon; postsynaptic intermediate filament cytoskeleton; intermediate filament.
GUUUUCUUUGUGACAGAACAUGAAACAAGCAGGUUAGUAUGAUCAGUUCUAUUUAUACACUGUGACCACCACAGCUCACACACAUAACUAACAAAAUGGUAUAAGUUGAACAAAACACAGCAGCCUUUACUUAAAUCACACUACAGCUCUGAUGUGAAACACCAGGAAUUAACUUUACACAGUACAGUUAGAAAAAGCUUAAAUAACAAUUAUAUUUCACAUGUAACAACUAAUACAAGUUUAAACUUGCACUUACUGACAUGGGUUUGACCGGAAAAUGACAGUUACAUGUUGGCAUUAUAUUAAGACAUAAAGCAGUGGUGAAAGAAACACUCAGAACUUUAAAUAAGUAAAAGCAGAAAUACUACAGUGUAGAAAUACUUAUACUCUUAUGAGUUAAAGCUGCAGGCAGGUUGAGGAUCUGUUAGAAAAUAUACUGCUGUGUUAUACAGAGGUGAACAACAUGUGUGAAUGUAGUACUCAGAUCCUUUAGUCAAAGUAACUAAGUAAUAAUACUACAGAAUAGAGAGUAAAAGUAUUAUCAGCAGAAUGUACUGCAUGUAGAUAAAAUUGAGUGAACAUUGCACUUUUCACUGCACAUUUAUCUGACAACUUUAGUUCCUAGUUACUUUUCAGAUUCAGAUUGAUAACAUCAAAUAUAAUCAACAAAUAACCUUUGAGGUAUUUGUUGACCCUAUAAGGGCAUUUUGAAGUUUAUUAAUGUACAGUUUCUGUCAUCAUAUCAUAACUUCUCCUGUAAAGACAAAUUUUAUAUCAUUACACCUGUGAUAUUACUAAAUUACGACUGUAUAUAUAUUUGAAUGCAGGACUUUCACUUGUUACAGAGUAUUUCUACACCAUGGCUUUGCUAUUACGUAAAGUAAGUAAAUUAUUGGAGUACUUCUUCCAUCACUGGUAAAAAAGAAGAAUAUUUCCCUGCAAAAUUCAGUUAAAUGGAAGUCUGAAGUAGCAUGUAAAUGCAAAUAUAUAAGUACCUCUAGACUGCCUACCUAGUACAUGUAUCUAGAUAUAUCCCCCACUGAAAACUCAACAGCCUAUACAUUUAGUGAAUCCUGCGCUGUUGGAAGCAACCCAAAGGCACUGAAUAAUUUUAGGCUGUUCUAGAUCUAGAGGACAAUCUGACUUCAGUAAAGAUGUUUGAAUCUGCUAGUUAGUAAGACGUGUCUGUGUAGUGUUUAAAAUGACGUCAUCUGUUAAAAGCCAUAGAGAAGGUUGGUCGUUAAACACCGAGGCCUGGUAACAAGGAGUUCAACAGCAACUUAAAAUCUCUGACACAUAUAAGAAUAAUUAUCAUCCUUAUUGUUGUUGUUAUUAUGCAUCACAGUGUUAAUUGUCUUGGGACUGACAUCCACAGUCCGUUGAUCCACGUCACUGCUGGCUGCGACAAAACGUAGUGUAAGCCCUCAUUAAACAUCAGCUGAUGCUACACCUUUUCAGCACCGCGGACAGCUCCGUUCUGCAUACGGAGCAGAUGGAGACGGUUAUAAAAGCGCGUCUCUGCACCGGAGAUUCACAGCUGCAGCAUGGAUAACAGAGUAGGCUUCCCGCACAGAACCGCUCAAUAUGACUAUUUACAAUACAAACCGAUGCGUUCGGGAUUAGACACCAGCGUCGUGUUGAUGGGGACGUCCGCGGACAUGAAUCGGAGCAAUCCGUUAUCUGGAAAGUUUAAUGAGAAAGAAUUGAUGCAUGGCUUGAACGGUCGCCUCGCGGGAUUCAUAGAGAAGGUGCACCAGCUGGAGCGCCAGAAUCAUCUGCUGGAGAGAGAAAUAGAGGAGAUCAGGGGGAAAGCGAAACCCGCAUCUUGCUUGGAGGAGGAGUACGGACCCGAGCUCAUGAAUCUGAGACAAAUGGUUCAGGAUAUCACUCAUCAGAAGCAUCAGAUUGAAAUUGAGCAUCAGAAUUUAGAGGAAGAGCUAUCCAACUUGAGAAGACAGUACGAGCAGGAGGCGCGUAGCAGAUCAGAUGCCGAGGGCAGCAUCAUGGUCCUGAAGAAGGACAUCAGUGACGCCUAUCAGGCUAAACUACAGCUGGACAAGAAAGCGCAGUCUCUCGUGGAUGAAAUCCACUUCCUGAAGAAAAACCACGAGGCCGAGGUGUCAGAGAUGUCGGACCAAAUCGUGGGUCUGCAGGUGACCGUCAAGGCGCACGAAUUUGGCAACCCCGGCGUCACUGCGGCACUCCGGGACAUCAGGGCGCAGCUGGAAGGUCACGCUGUGACCGACGUCCAGCAGGUAGGAGAAACUUUCCGGGCUCAGUUUGCGAGAUUGACAGAGGCAGCUGAGUCCAAGAGAGAGGCUUUAAAAGCGACCCAGCAGGAGAUACAGGAGUACAGGAGACGACUGCAGGCCAAAAACAUCGAACUUGACUGCGCUAAAGGCACCAGGGAAGCGCUGGAGAAGCAGAUGCAUGAGGUCGAAGAUCGCCAUAAGGAGGAAAUUAUCCACUAUCAGAACACAAUCAAAGAACUUGAAAACGAGCUGAUAAAUUGCAAAUUUGAUAUGUCUGGUUACCUGCGGGAGUAUCAGGACCUAUUGAAUGUGAAGAUGGCUUUGGAUGUGGAGAUACUAUCUUACAGGAAACUUCUCUGUGGCGAAGAAGCUCGGCUAUCCACAGUGUCGGACACUCACAUAUCCUUGCCCUACAUCUACCACCAGUCCCCUGUCUACACCCUCCCCUGCCUCAGCCGGCCGGGCGGCCCACACAGGCGAGCGGAGCCCCAGUACAAGUUUGUAGAGGAGAUCAUAACGGAGACCACCAGGGAAAUUGAGAUGUCAGAAUUCGAGGAGACAGGAUCAGAGGAGACUGAUGUAGGAAAAGACGAGCAGGAGUGUACCAAAAGGGAUAGAGGGGGCAGUGAGGAGGAGACGAAUUAUAAAGACAGUGGAGAGGAUGAAAGUGAGCAGGUGUCUGAGAGUCAGCAGAAUCAAGUAGCAUCGGUAGGAGAUUCAGUGAGUGGAGGUGAUGAUGGGGAUCAAGGGAGUCCUGGUGGGACAGAUGAUGGUGAAAAAGAAGAAGAGUCAGAGGAGAGAGAAGCAGUUGAGACUGAAGGGGAUGGUGGCAUUGAUAAAAAUGCACAAAGCAAAGUUUUACUAAGUGAGAGCCUCGAUGAGGAAGAAAGUAAGGAACAUGAAAAAGUAUCUGAAAACAUGAAGGAAGGGAAAGAGGAUGCAGUGACAAAGGUAACAGUUAAGAAAGAUCUCUCCUCAAAACCAGAUGAUUUGAAACCAGAGGUCACUGUGGAGAAUGAAACAGCAAACGAUAAAAAAGAAGACGCUCAGAAAGAUAGUUUUAUCUCGGUUCAGGAGAAGAAGCCAGUUGAUGAGACCUUGGCCCAAGUUCCUAAAGAAUCAGAAAAAACUCAAGAGCUGAGCAGUGCUGCUCAAGAGCCAGAUAAGAAAACUGCAGAUAUUACAGAAGAGACAAAGAGGAUUCUUCCCAUAGAGACACAGGAGCCUUCAGAAAAGGCUCAAGAAACUUCAAGUACAACAAUCAAGGGUGAGGAAAAAAGCCAUACAGAGGGAAAGGAAAUCAAUGAAUCUGAAGCUGCAAAAGGUGAGGAUAAAGUAGCAAAGAGCACUCUAGAUGCUAGACAUGAUAGCAAUAAAGGGCAAGAUCAAGAGCCGUCUCUAAAAUCUGAUGUGAAAAGUCUUCCUGAAGUGAAGGAUCAGAAGCCAAUCAGUGGAGAGAAAACUAAAACAGACCAAACUAUGUUGCCAAAUGAAAAGACAACUACUAGUGCAGAAAUCAAAGAGACACAUCAGAAGGGACCGGAGAGCAGUCAGGCUCAGAAAUCAGAGCUGACUGAAGGUUUAGAGAAAACAAGAGAUCCUCAAGGUAAAACUGAGAAGGUAGAGAGCAGUAAGUCUGAGAAAUAAGGGGAAUGUGUACUAAAAGCCAACAAAGGGCAUAUCUGAGGUUGCAGAGGAUGCAAGGAUAAAGGAUGUUUCCAUCUUAAAUUUAGACAGCAGUUAAUAUGCAAAUAUCAGGGGUGGUGAAGCUGAAUAUAGACAAUGGCUUAACUAAUGCAGAUGCAAAUUCGAGGCAUAAGCUGAGCCAAGCAAAUAGGAGGAGAGCUCCUGUUACUGUAACUUCUCUAAAGAUGAAAAUUUAAAACAGAGAGAGCAUGAUUCUUCUGUUUGCGACAGAUUUGCUUUUGAACUUUAAAUCAACUUGGGAUGUAUUAAAACCUUUUGACUCACCACACAAAAGUAAUUAUGAAUGUAAACAAUGGAAAGUGAGUUCUGAAUUUGUGUCUAUCCGCUUUGGUUUAUGCUGACAAAUAAAUGCAAUAUCAAAAAAAGUUCCAUGAUUGUGAGUUAUUCCUUGUGUUUCUGCAAGGGAUAAGUCAACUGAUUUCUUGUUUCACUAUACUGUAAAGCUGUUAGAGGCUUACUUUCAGUUCUCUCGUAAUAAGCGAGAGAAGUGAAAGCAAGUACAGAACAGCUGCAGUGUUGUUGGUUUUCACAUGUGACUUCCUUUUACGUCACCCCAUCUCAGUGAAGUUUCAUUUUUAUUCAGAUGUCUAGAGAAAGAGGGUGGUAUGGAUGGAUUCAUAUUAGUCUUAUUUCCUCCAGUUUACUUCCUAGCUCUGUGUAUUGUCUCUUGUGAGGGUCUUUUGGUCUCUCUCCCAGUCAAGGACUGCAAGCCUGUUCAUUGUCCAGUGUUGCCUCUCAACUGCUUUUAGCCUGUUGAUGCUUGUUUAAAAAAAAAAAAAAAAAAAAGUGUGUCUUCAUUUGACUUUGUUUCUCCUAUAGCUUCCAUUUCCUUUUGGUCUUUUACUUGGAAAGUUUUAAGGUAUGUCAGAUAAGCUCCUAAACAUAACUCAUGAUCACUAUUAUAAUAAUUCCAUUAGCACACCUACUACUCACUCUGAUACAAGGCUCUAAAGGUCAACAUUAACCCAACAAGCUGGUUAAUGAGUUUUGCUAGUGACACUUUAAUAUCACAUUAAAAAUGCAUCUGUGGAGUUCAAAGACUUUAUUGAAAAGUUAUACAUACACAUAAGGACCUCCAAGACUUCCUGUGGGCUCUGUCUCUGCCCAGUACAGGGAAGCACUUUCCAAGAGUGCACGCGUGCAACUAAGUUACACCGUCUUCUGGAAAAUGAUAGUUUGGCAUUAUUGUGAACAUUAAUGACGUG